This is a messenger RNA of Penicillium pulvis, 2004 nucleotides long. Its product is annotated as F-box/WD repeat-containing protein. The record is from RefSeq and is a predicted model, not a curated record. Bases 1 to 2004 code for a protein of 667 amino acids. Lineage: Eukaryota; Fungi; Ascomycota; Eurotiomycetes; Eurotiales; Aspergillaceae. Gene Ontology annotation, molecular function: protein binding. The transcript has 2 exons.
AUGUCAGAUCCACAAGAUUGUGUGGCCUCUGAUUCGAAAGCGAAGGAUCUUGCGACUAUGACCGACGCCAACCGCACCCCGCUUCGCGACAAUGAGGCAUCCGAGUCUUUGGCAGAACUGGCCAAGCUAAAUGUUGCCCCGUUUCUCAACAAACAUAAUCCUCGCCAGUACGCACCGCUCCGAUCGGAAGAUGGUACCUCAGUACCGCGACCAGCCAACGCUGGCUACUGCUACCGCCAUCAACCAGAUUCCAAAUGCAGGCGCCAGGCGGAUGAGCACUCGAUGCGCCAGCUGCAGCAGGAACUGAAUACUCUUCCCCAAGAUGAUCAGCAGGGUAUAGCCCAUGUCUGGUCCAUGUUUUCUGCUGCUCCAGCAAAACAGCGCAAGCUGAUGUUGCAAGGAAUUCUGGCUCAGUGCUGUUUCCCACAACUUUCCUUCAUCUCAGCCAGUGUCCGCGAACUCAUUCGAAUCGACUUUCUCUCCGCCCUUCCUCCUGAGCUUUCUUUCAAAAUCCUUCGAUACCUCGAUACAGCCUCUCUUUGCCGCGCUGCCCAGGUCUCCCACCGCUGGAAGAUGUUGGCGGAUGAUGAUGUUGUGUGGCAUCGGAUGUGUGAACAGCACAUUCGUCGUAAAUGUAACAAAUGUGGAUGGGGGCUGCCUCUCCUAGAUCGAAAGCGUCUGCGGGAAUCGAAGCGUGAAAUUGAACUGCGAGCAUCCAACUGGGGCAACCAGGCGUCUACGGACCUUGUCCAGGGUGCUCCCAAUGGAACUUGCUCUGUUGUCGAACUGCCCAACCCUGGCAGUAAACGCAAGCUUGAUACGGAAGAUCACGAUCACAGUUGUGCUAUGAUCAAACGCCACUGUAUUUCCCCAGCCUACCGCCCGGAGCCCGACGAUGACUACUACAAGACCCGGUACCGUCCUUGGAAGGAUGUCUAUCGGGAUCGAUUUGUGGUUGGCAUGAACUGGAAGCACCGACGUUGUUCAGUCAAGGUCUUCCGUGGUCACACAGACAGUGUUAUGUGUCUUCAAUUCGAAGAUAACAUCUUGAUGACCGGGUCUUAUGAUGCUACUAUCAAGAUCUGGGACAUGGAAACUGGCGAGGAGUUGCGUACUUUGCGCGGACACAGCGCAGGGAUUCGCUGCCUCCAGUUUGACGACACCAAAUUGAUCACUGGCAGUCUGGACCGCAGUAUUAGGGUGUGGAACUGGCGUACAGGAGAGUGCAUUUCCAAAUACAAUGGCCACUCCGGAGCCGUCAUCGCCCUCCACUUCGAUUCUACUCUUUUGGCCUCCGCUGCCGUGGAUCACACCGUGAAGAUCUGGAAUUUCAAGGAUAAAUCGACGUUCGUCCUACCCCACCCGGAGGGCGUCAAUGGAGUGAAGAUCGACACUGCCUCGCGCACCGUGUUGACUGCCUGUGACGAUGGUGCGGCUCGCUUAUGGGAUCUCGACACCAAGACCUGCAUUCGAGUCUUCCAUAACCACAUUGGUGCAGUUCAACAGGUCAUCCCGUUGCCACGUGAGAUCGAACUCGAGAACCAUCUCCCUGACUGCGAGAAUGAUCAUGUCAGCACUUCCUCCCAAAACGGUGAUGCGCCAGUAAAUAUUCUUUCUCCGAUCCUGGAGCACAAAUCUUUGUCCUCGCAACCUUCCUCAUUCGGACCAUCAUUUGAUCAGGAUAAGGAUCGCCUUGAACCUCCGCGUUACAUCAUUACCAGUGGUGUUGACGCAACUAUUCGGUUAUGGGAAACCAAUACUGGCAGAUGCCUUCGAACAUUCUUUGGGCACCUGGAAGGUAUUUGGGCCCUUUCCGCGGACACUCUACGCAUUGCCUCCGGUGGAUUGGACCGCAUGGUCAAAAUCUGGGACCCUCGAAUCCCCACUUGCCAAGACACUUUCGAAGGCCAUUCUGCAUCAGUUAACUGCAUUGGACUCAGUGACAGUCGCUUCAUUACCGGAGGCGACGAUUACCAAGUACGCAUGUACGACUUCCGCGCCUAA